Messenger RNA from Paramecium primaurelia, 327 nucleotides. The record is from the annotation of a GenBank genome assembly. NCBI's taxonomy places the organism in Eukaryota, Ciliophora, Oligohymenophorea, Peniculida, Parameciidae.
AUGAUCGUAACUAUAAUAGAACAUGAUAUUAAUUCUGUUAAUUUUUCGUCUUAAAUCUAUGCUGAAACAAGAUAAUAUCUCAUUUAAAAAAUAUCGCACGAUGAUAGGAUGAUAGCAUUUUCGAAAUUCUUAGUAAAUCUUAUGAUAAUCUAUAAACAUUGUAUUAUAAGUGGAUCUAAUGCACUUAAUAUAUUGGUUGAAAUGAAAGUUGAUCUAACAAAAUAUAAUUUUAAAAAUAUAUAAAUUUAAAAUACUUCAUUAUUUGGAGGUAAUUUUGCAAAAUACAAUUUAUCUAAAUCUAAAUUUAAGAAUGUGAAUAUCAAUUGA